AUGAUUUUAAAUUUAAUCUGUAAAAUAAAUUUUAAGAGCGGUGCUUGUGAUUUUUCAACAGAAAAUGAAUCUCAUUUAGAACUAGAAAACAAUUCAUUUGAUGAAUUGAAUUCUUUUAGUAAUAUUGAAGAAAAUUCAUUUAAUAAUACUGGAGAUACUGAUGAAUUAUUUGAUCCUGAUUUUUUGUUACCUUUUAAUAAUGAGGAGUUUAAUUGUUAUACACAAAGUUCUUUAAAUGAGAAUGUUAUUAUUGAUGAUGAAAUAAAAACUGUUGGUGAUGAAAUGAAAAUUGAUGAUGAAAAUAAAAAAACAAAGGUUAAAAAUAGAAAAAGAAAACAUGAAGAUUGUUUUUACCGAAUAAGACUAAAUAAUAAUAAAUAUAUGAAAUAUUCUUUUAAAAUCAACCACACAUUCCAAUCUAAUUAUGAUGAUCAAACUAGAGAAAAUAUUAGAAAUUACAACAAAUACAUCAGUUUGAUUAAAAAAAACAACUUUUUGAAAUUUCAUGAAUUUAAAAAAGAUGAAUGUUUAAAGAUUUUUAAAUGUUACAAUAAAAACCCAAUAGAUUUUGAAGAAAUUGUAACUAAAAUUAUAUCUAGAGUGUUGACAAUAAAAGAUAAAAAAUUCUAUAAAGAACUUUAA
Messenger RNA from Hepatospora eriocheir, 642 nucleotides. The record is from the annotation of a GenBank genome assembly. Lineage: Eukaryota; Fungi; Microsporidia; Hepatosporidae.